Messenger RNA from Hyla sarda, 1078 nucleotides. RefSeq names its product mitochondrial ribosomal protein S35 (gene MRPS35). The transcript has 8 exons. Gene Ontology annotation, cellular component: mitochondrial small ribosomal subunit. Gene Ontology annotation, molecular function: structural constituent of ribosome. The record is from RefSeq and is a predicted model, not a curated record. Gene Ontology annotation, biological process: mitochondrial translation. Bases 28 to 969 code for a protein of 313 amino acids. Lineage: Eukaryota; Metazoa; Chordata; Amphibia; Anura; Hylidae.
GCCGCGCUCCGUCACCAGACAAACAAGAUGGCGGCGUCCAUACUGAGCCGGGCGUGUGUGACCCCGCUGAGGGUGCAGCGCUACAGUGCGGGGCUGGCGGUGUCCGGAGCGGCCAACACUCGCAAUAGGCGUCCAGGACAGAGAGGACCCCCGAGGAAGGAGGUGCCGCCUCCUCGUGCGGAGAAGAUGCUUCCGGAUCAGGAGUGGAGUAACGUCUAUCCCACCGCCGCCCCCUUCAAGCCCUCCGCCGUCCCGCUCCCCGUGAGGAUGGGUUACCCCAAAAAGAAGGCCGCGCCCCCAGAUAAGAUUGGGAACCUGGAGCUGCUGAAGAUUCCCAACUUCCUGCACUUAACGCCGGCGGCCGUCAAGAAGCACUGCGCCGCGCUCAAAGAAUUCUGCACGCCGUGGCCGACGGCUCUCGCCAGCGAUGACUACUGCACCCAGCAUUUCCCCAUCCAGCUCCAGUCUGUGGAUUACGUCUUUGCUGGGCCGUCUCUCCGCAACCCAAAGGCCAGGGUGGUAACCUUGCAGGUGAAGCUUUCCAACCUGAACCUGGACAAACACGCCAGGAGGAAGCUGAUAAAACUCGUCGGCUCGCGGUACAACGGCGAGGACGACACUCUCACCAUCCGCACCGACAGGUGUCCACUCAGGAAGCAGAAUCAGGACUACGUCAUGUACCUGCUGACUGUCCUCUACCACGAGUCCUGGAAAACGGAAGCGUGGGAGAGCGAGAAGGAGGAGGGCGACAUGGACGAAUACAUCUGGGAGGGCAGCAAGUCCCAGCAGAACGUCCUGGACACGCUCGCCAGGUUACCCGGUAACUCCGCCUCCAGCGAGGAGAUCCUCCAGUCCGCCAGCGUGCAGGAAUACCGCCAGGCCAUGCUGAACCUGCGCAACCAGGGCGAGAGCGAGGAAAGCGUCAGCUGCUACAAGGAAAGCGUCAAGAAACUGCUGGGUGUGGCCUGACCGCGUGACGCGGCUGAUCCGGAAAAUAUGGACUCUGGACAGCGUCUUGUAUCUUCUGUGAAUGGACUAAAACAGAAUAAAGCUCAGAUUUGUUUAUUAUAUAAAUUCA